AUGCACUCCCACGAGGACAUUGCACAGGCGGUUGCAGAGGUCGAUCUGCGCGUGAAGACGGGAUGGCUUUCCAAAGAGGAAGCUCACAAGCUGAAGACCUUGUUGAAGAUGGGCCAGACGAUAGAACGAUCCACGGACAAGGCAUCGCAGUUUUGGACUCACAAUGCUGACGUCAUGUUGAAGCAAUACCUCCUACUCAGAGAGGAGAACACACCUUGGAAGAAGUUCCUGACCGCGAUCGGCUACACUUGGCUUCAGAGGCAGUUGAAGGAAGCAGAUGCCAAGAAGAGCGAGGAGGUUAAUACAAGCCUUUUCGUUCACAUUGUGGAGUCAGACUACUUUGAAUCCGCCAUGGGGCUGGUGAUGCUCGCGAAUGCCAUAAUGAUCGGCUUCCAGGUUUCCAGCACCGAGGAGGAUAAGUCCAGUGCAGAGCUUUAUGCGAUCCUUGACUUCGUGUUCACGGUGAUUUUCGUGGUGGAGCUGGUCUUGCGCUACUGUUGCGAAGGAUGGCGAUGGUGGUUUCGAGGUUCCAACAUCUUUGACGUCGUAGUGGUGCUAGCCACAAACGUGAUUCCCAUAUGGAUCCUGGUGCCGCUUGGAAUUGACCCUGCCUUGAUACGGCCGUUUGCGGUCCUGCGUUUGUUUCGGCUGGUCAAGCUGAUGAAACUCAUCAGAAAGUACAGAAGUCUCCGUACACUGUGGAACCUGUUCCAGGGGGUCCUUGGAAGUGGUAAAAUACUGCUCUACACAGUCCUGGUGAUGGGCACCACAUUGUUCAUUUGGUCUGUGCUGGCUGUCGUCUUGAUAGGCCAGGACCCGCGAACUAAAGACCAUCCCGACGUAAUCUUAUACUUUUCCAACGUCCCUGAUGCGGUUUUCACGCUCUUCCAGAUCGUGACCUUGGAUAGUUGGUCGGCCAUUGCCCGACCUAUUGGGGCCUUGAACCCGCUUGCAGCUCUCCUGAUUGGCAUGAACAUUGUUAUAGUCGAGAUUUGUUUGUUGAAUCUGGUCACGGCCACCAUUGUCGAUGCAGCCUUCAAACGACAGCAAGACGACCAUGAGAUGGUCGCACAGGAACAGAAGAUCAAGAGCGACAAGCUCAUCGAAGAGGUCCGGACCCUAUUCAUGGAGAUGGACAAGAGCGGGACGGGCAGCCUCAACUACGAGGAGUAUCUGGAUGCCGUGAGUGACAAUCCUCAGAUCCAGACCAAGUUUACCACUUUAGAGAUCGAUGAUGCCGAGGAGCUUUGGGAGUUGAUCGACCUGGGUACAGGCAGCAUCGAAGUAGACCAGUUCGCCCAGGGCCUACGCAUCAUUGCUGGGGAGGUGAAAGCGAAAGAUCUUUUCACCAUCAACCGAAGGGUGGGCAAUGCCCUGAGGCGCCUGCAGGCAGCGGUCCACGAGAUGGAGCGCCAGGAGGCCGUGGCUGAUCAAAUGCUUCCUGACAUCCAAGAAGUCACCCGCCAGCUCACCAAGUCAACCACGAACUUGGUGAACUUCAUGCGCAACGUCCACCGCUGCAUACCACGGGGCAGGGUCCUGCUGCGUCCCGAAAAGGCGGACGAGAAGCGGGGGGAGAUUCUCGAGAAGGUUGGGGGAGAUCCGCAGGGCUGUGGGACUACGGCUGAGGCAGCUACGGCUGUGCCUUCCGGAUGUUCCAACCAACUUUCAUUGUUGAAGGCCCUGGUGUUCGCCGCAUUGCAAGCACUUCAGUCCACAACUACUAGUAGAAACAGCAGUACUAGUACUAGUACUAGUAGUAGUAGUAGUAGUAGUAGUAGUAGUAGUAGUAGUAGUAGUAGUAGGAGUAGGAGUAGGAGUAGGAGUAGUAGUAGUAGUAGUAGUAGUAGUAGUAGUAGUAGUAGUAGUAGUAGUAGUAGUAGUAGUAGUAGUAGUAGUAGUAGGAGUAGUAGUAGUAGUAGUAGUAGUAGUAGUAGUAGUAGUAGUAGUAGUAGUAGCAGUAGCAGUAGCAGUAGCAGUAGUAGUAGUAGUAGUAGCAGUAGUAGUAGUAGUAGUUGUUGUCGUAGUAGUAGUCGUAGUAGUAGCAGUAGCAGUAGCAGUAGCAGUAGCAGUAGCAGUAGCAGUAGCAGUAGCAGUAGUAGCAGCAGCAGCAGCAGCAGUAGCAGUAGCAGUAGCAGUAGCAAGCAGUAG
Symbiodinium sp. CCMP2592 is the source of this 2151-nucleotide messenger RNA. Lineage: Eukaryota; Dinophyceae; Suessiales; Symbiodiniaceae. The record is from the annotation of a GenBank genome assembly.